CCCAGUCUUUUGCAAAGGAAGAAUUCUGCUAUUACACAUUCAGUGUGUGUGUGUGUGUGUGUCUCUUUAGACAGGAUAGCAGGUUUCCCAUCUUCAUUUUGUCAAGGCUGGCUGUUCAUGGACAUGGACCUUCGUCUACUAUCACUCCUGUUGUUCUGUGUCUGCAGACAAGGACUAACUAAUGGAGAAGUGUCAAAUGAUGCUCCAAUCCCUCUGGUCCCUCUCAUCCCAUUGAUGCCCAGCCACCCUAAAGAGGAAUCAGGGACUUCUGCCCCCAGGACACAGGAGCCUCAAAACACAAGUCCCACCUCAUAUACGAGCAUCACUCAUCCCGUCGUGACGGCCAGUGCCCUGGGCGGGGGCUCAUCCGAGGAGGAUAAUCAGGGGCAGGAUGGGGGUUGUAGGGCCCAGGCUCGCAGGCCAAAAUCCAGGCAGGCCUUAGCUGGUGCCAUCCAGAGGCUGGGCAUGAAGCUUUUGGGCCAGAUGAAAACAGGACCUGAGCAGCCCAAUGUCAUUAUAUCCCCCCUCAGCAUAUCCCUGGCACUCUCCCAGCUGGCUCUGGGAGCCAUGAAUGAGACAGAGGAGCUGCUCAUGCUCCAUCUCCAUGGAGACACUCUGCCCUGCUACCACAUGUCUCUACACUACUUCCUGGAACGCCUCCGCAAGAGUGACCUGCAAGUGGCCGCACGCCUCUACCUGCAACCAGGGUUUGAGCCCAAACCAGAGUUUAUUCAUCAGUCUCAGGAUGUAUAUGACUCAGAGCCAGUGACUUUGGAAGGGCUGGCUGAGGUCAACGAGUGGGUAGAGAGGGCCACAAAUGGAAAAGUGACUGACUUCCUGACCAGUUUGCCGCCCAAUCUGCUUCUCAUGCUCAUCAAUGCUGUCCAUUUCAAAGGAGAAUGGAAGGCUCGCUUUGACCCACGAUUUACCUCCAAAGAUGUCUUCUACAUUGACGACAAGCACAUGGUCAAUGUUGACAUGAUGAUGGGGCCCAAAUACCCCUUAAGUCUGCUCAUUGAUAAUGAUCUGGAAGCUCAGGUGGCUCGCUUCCCCUUCAACAAUCAGAUGAGCCUGCUGAUAGUGAUGCCCAUGAAUGGCCAGGUGAACGUAUCAGCCCUCGCAGCAAAGCUCAACAUUUCUGACCUGUACAACCGCCUGCCCAGAGAGAGACCCAUGCAGGUCAAGCUGCCCAAAUUCAAACUGGACUACAGCCAGGACCUGCAGGAGGCUCUGACCAACAUUGGUAUGGGGGAGUUGUUUUCUAGUCCCAACCUGGCAGCCAUAGCUGAGGGCCCUCUGCUGGUGUCCAGUGUGCAGCACAAGUCCAGUAUGGAGAUCACUGAGGAGGGAGCAGAGGCUGCUGCAGCUACCAGCCUGGUCAUCUCACGGUCCAACCCCUCUUUUACUCUCAACCAGCCCUUCUUCUUUGCCCUCAUGGACGAUAAGACACAAGCACCAAUCUUCCUGGGCGUCAUCACCAACCCUAACCCUGGAGCUCCUGCUAUGCAGAGUAGUGGAGGGUCUGCCAACCUAGAUAAAGUACGGUUCCCCAUUGAUGACAAGCAUUAUCACCACUCUUUUGGUGGGCCACCCAAGUAAGCCGAAGCCUCAUUCACUGUGGGGAGAUUGAGACCAUUAUCUAUUGACCUUGAACUGCACUGCUGUCUGUCAGAGAGGAAGCAAAUCCAGAUGAGCAACUCCAAUGCAUGACCACAGUCCAAUGGUCAGCUGGAUUGAAAUGCAACAAUUGUUCUAAGUGUGUCAAAUAUAAACAAGCAACAGUUGUUUUUCUUUUAUUUUAAAUACACAACACACUGAGGUGCCCCACAUUCUCAAAUGAAGUUUACUGCUGAUUAAAAAUACUAGUAUUUCUAUCUGAUGUUUUGGAUUAAAUGUAUCAUGAAAAUGCAA
Messenger RNA from Oncorhynchus nerka (sockeye salmon), 1911 nucleotides. Its product is annotated as alpha-2-antiplasmin-like. NCBI's taxonomy places the organism in Eukaryota, Metazoa, Chordata, Actinopteri, Salmoniformes, Salmonidae. The coding region runs from base 118 to 1599 and encodes 493 amino acids. The record is from RefSeq and is a predicted model, not a curated record. The transcript is spliced from 9 exons. Gene Ontology annotation, biological process: negative regulation of endopeptidase activity; negative regulation of fibrinolysis. Gene Ontology annotation, molecular function: serine-type endopeptidase inhibitor activity.